GCGCAUUCCGCUUCCUGCCGGUUGCCACGGCAACACCCAACGACAACACCACCCAGCUCAAACGUAGCGACGGUCCUGAAUCCUGCGAUAAAUCCACCACGCUGUGGCAAUAAAUCUCCAGGAGGAGGCAUUUUUCCAUCCGGGUGACAAUGAGUCAACGACAGAUAAUUCAAGUUUUUGAGCAGUUCCAGAAAUCAAGGAUGCAGUUUGUGCAAACUGUCGCUGAUCUGGCAGCCAGACCGCAAAACAUAGAGUUCCUCCAAAAUGCAGGUGUGAUGCCCAUGCUGCGUCCCCUCCUGCUGGAUGUGGUCCCCAGCAUCCAGCAGACGGCGGCGUUGGCUCUGGGCCGCCUGGCCGACCACAGCGAUGACCUGGCCCAAGCGGUGGUAAAAGAAGACAUCCUGCCCCAGCUGGUCCACUCUUUGACCUUUCAGAAUAGGUUCUACAAGAAGGCAGCGGCGUUUGUGCUGCGUGCAGUGGCCAAACACUCCCCCGAGCUGUCCCAGGCGGUGGUGGCCUGUGGGGGAGUUGAUGCCCUGGUUCUCUGUCUGGAGGAGUUUGACCCCGGGGUGAAGGAGGCUGCUGCCUGGGCCCUGGGCUACAUCGCACGGCACAACGCAUCGUUGUCUCAGUCAGUGGUGGAUGCGGGCGCUGUGCCACUGCUGGUGUUGAGUCUUCAGGAGCCCGAGAUGGCACUCAAACGCAUCGCGGCCUCCACCCUCAGUGACAUCUGCAAGCACACACCGGAGCUGGCCCAAUCUGUGGUGGACAAUGGAGCCAUCGCACAUCUGGCGCAGAUGAUCCUCAACCCGGAUGCCAAACUGAAGAGGCAGGUGUUCUCAGCCCUCAGCCAGAUCAGUAAACACUCGGUCAGCCUGGCAGAGAUGGUGAUAGAGGCGGAGAUCUUCCCUGCGGCGAUGGCCUGCCUCAACGAUCCAGAUGACUACGUCAAGAAAAACGUCACCACUCUGAUGAGGGAGGUGGUGAAACACUCACCGGAGCUGGCCCAGAUGAUUGUGAAUUGUGGUGCCGUGGGCGCCGUGGUGGAUUAUCUGGGCAAUUGCCAUGGAAACCUACGGCUGCCCGGGAUCAUGAUGCUGGGGUAUGUGGCAGCUCACGGCGAGAACCUCGCCAUGGCUGUCAUUCUCUCCAAGGGUUUGCCCCAGCUGGCCCUCUGCUUGUCGGAGGAGCGUGAGCCUCACAUCAAGGCGGCCACAGCCUGGUCCAUCGGCCAGAUCGGUCAUCACACCCCUGAGCACGCCAAGGCAGUGGCGACCUCCGACCUCUUGGCCAAACUGCUGGAACUCUACAUGGACGCCAGCAGCUCAGAGGACCUGCAGGCCAAAAGUAAGAAGGCUCUAAAGAGCGUUCUGCAGAAGUGCACCGACCUGCCAAGUCUGGAGCCUCUACUCUAUGAUGUUCCAAGCAACAUCCUCAGACAUGUCGUCUGCCAGUUCAGCAAGGUGCUGCCUCAUGACAGUAAGGCUCGCCGUCUGUUUGUGACCAGCGGCGGGUUGAAGAAACUGCAAGAGAUCGAGGCAGAGCCCGGCUCCCCCCUGCAGGAGCACAUCAACGCCAUCAACAGCUGCUUCCCCGAGGAGAUAGUCAGGUACUACUCCCCUGGCUACUCAGAGGUCUUGCUUGAGCGGUUAGAGUACUACCAGCCGGCUUAACACCGGUGCAAACAGCACGUGUUGAGACACUAACAUGAAGAUGUACCAUGGGUACGCCUUGGCAUAACAUGUAUGCUAAUUUAAAUGUUUUAAUUUUUCAUGUUGUUCAAAACAAAACGUUUUAAGUGUCCCGUACCUGCAGCUUGAGUUAGGACUGUUAUUCAUUGUGUUUGCCAACGUUGCCACUAUAUGUGUAAGAGACCCUAAAAAAAAGAAAUGAAUAAAAGGACAUUUUAUGGAGCUGAAUGAAAAAGAUUAUCUUUAGCCUCCGUUAAAAGGUCAAAGGUCAGGUUCAUCAAUGCAGCCCCAAAGAUGGUAUGGAACGAGCGCGUCGCAGAGACACCUCGUUAGGCCGGAGGCUUCACGAGUAACAACCUUUUAAGUAAAAGAACCGGAAGCGAAGCUCAUAAGCCGCUUCCUUUUUUCAUCGCACACAUCGAACACGUUUCUCCACCCGUCUACUGUCGCACGGCUCAUUCUGCCCCCUGGCGGCGAGGACUCCUCACUGCAGCACAACGCAUUGUGUGUGCCUGUGCGCGUGCGUGUGCGCGUGUGUGCAGCAGCAGCUGCAGCGCACAUGGCAAGCCUCCCUUUGUUUAUUGUCUGCUGGUUUGUCUCCGCUUGUUCUUCGCAUCGUCCUGACGGUGCAAAUGAGCCUCCGCCUCUUACCGCCGCCGCCGAGAUUACAACUUGGUCCUGCUGCAGCUGCCACCUCCUCACCCCCACCCGCCUCCUAUGUGUUUUACGUCUGCGUUGCGUUUUUUGUUUUGUUAAUUAAGCACAUUAUAAAUAUGUUUUAAUAAGUUAUUAUGUUGAAUACACGUAUUACAAAAACUGUCGCGUUCAUCAGGCAUUAAUAAUCAAACCAAAACCAGAUCGAAAAUACGAUCCCCGCAUCUUAACCGACCCUGUAGGAGAGAGGUGUGCAUUGAUCUAAUGAAGAAACGGAGUCUGCUGCAGAACGAUAAGCUGCUUUUUUUCCUCAGUGGAAGGAAUUCUUCGCUCACUUACCUUCUUUCUAUCAGUGAAUUGGUGUUGGAAGGAAAUGCGCGAACCUGCGUCUCAAAUAAAUAUAUUAGGAAA
Molecule: messenger RNA, 2756 nt
Organism: Gasterosteus aculeatus aculeatus (three-spined stickleback)
Lineage: Eukaryota; Metazoa; Chordata; Actinopteri; Perciformes; Gasterosteidae
Gene: spag6
Product: sperm associated antigen 6
Biological process (GO): epithelial cilium movement involved in extracellular fluid movement; neuron projection extension; sperm axoneme assembly
Cellular component (GO): sperm principal piece; microtubule cytoskeleton; axoneme
Molecular function (GO): microtubule binding
Source: RefSeq, a predicted model, not a curated record